AUGCCGGACACGCUGACAAAGCCGGUGGACAUGUGUGUGCUUUUGGGCCCUGACGCCCCAAAGAGCAAGAGGGGUUGCGUGGGACAUGGUGCACAAGGCUGUAUAACUAAGGGUCUCGGGUCAAAGUUGUCAUUUGCAGCCUGCGACUGCAAGGUUUCCGAGUGGACGGAGUGGACUGUUUGUGACAGCAGCUGCACAUCGCUCAAGUCGAAAAGAACGCGCACCAUAUUGAACACGGAUGGCGUCGCCAGGCCUUCGGCCUGCCCUCCUCUAGAAGAAGAGAGGAACUGCACGGGGCAGUCAAAAAUAUAUUCCUUCAGCCUCCCUGCUGGGGUCAACCUAGGCAGUCAAUCAGAGAUGGAUAGUCGACUGCAAAUCUGCAGCGCAGAAGUCCUCUCCUCUAUGCAAGCAGAGCUGCAAGUAGCAGCCCCUGAACACCUUGCUUUUGAAGGCAACACAUUGGGUCUUUGGAAGUUCUCUGCUCUCCUCAGCCCGAAAUUCGCAGCAGAUCAAGCGGCUUCUGCCCUGGAUAGUGCGAUGGCCAACUCCCAGUCCAAGCUUUUCGAAGCAAUUAUGAAGUGCAUGCUCCCAUCAGGGUCCUCUGUCUCUGUCCCCUUGCCUACCAUAGUUCAGUCGCCAAAUGACGAGCUCCUCUGCUCAUAG
This is a messenger RNA of Eimeria maxima, 663 nucleotides long. Its product is annotated as thrombospondin type 1 domain-containing protein, putative. The coding region runs from base 1 to 663 and encodes 220 amino acids. The transcript has 8 exons. The record is from RefSeq and is a predicted model, not a curated record. Lineage: Eukaryota; Apicomplexa; Conoidasida; Eucoccidiorida; Eimeriidae.